This is a messenger RNA of Alosa sapidissima (American shad), 2277 nucleotides long. It is a transcript of the gene cnn2, whose product is annotated as calponin 2. The transcript has 7 exons. Gene Ontology annotation, biological process: actomyosin structure organization. The record is from RefSeq and is a predicted model, not a curated record. Gene Ontology annotation, molecular function: actin binding. NCBI's taxonomy places the organism in Eukaryota, Metazoa, Chordata, Actinopteri, Clupeiformes, Clupeidae. Bases 97 to 1029 code for a protein of 310 amino acids.
AUUGUUUCUAGAGCAAUAGAUUGGCUUACAUCCGUUCUGUGGGCAUAUAGGCUACAGUGAGUGUUUUCGUUGCCUGUUAAACAUUUCAGUGAGAAAAUGACUAGCUCUCAGUUCAACAAAGGUCCAGCAUAUGGAUUGUCCGCGGAAGUCAAGAGUAGGAUUGCACAAAAGUAUGACCCCCAGAGAGAAGAGGAGUUGCGGAUUUGGAUUGAGGAUGUAACUGGAGAAUCUAUUGGGGAGGACUUUCAGAAGGGUUUAAAGAAUGGCGUCAUAUUAUGCGAACUCAUCAACAAGCUCCAGCCUGGAUCUGUGAAAAAGGUCAACAAUUCAACCCAGAAUUGGCAUCAGCUCGAGAACUUGACCAACUUCAUUAAAGCAAUUACAGUGUAUGGAUUGAAGCCUCAUGAUAUAUUUGAAGCUAAUGAUCUGUUUGAGAGUGGAAACAUGACCCAAGUUCAGACGACUCUCUUGGCCCUUGCUGGCAUGGCCAAGACUAAGGGAGUACAAACCUCUGUGGACAUUGGGGUGAAGUAUGCAGACAAACAUGAGCGAGGAUUCAAUGAAGAAAAGAUGAAGGCUGGUCACUGUGUCAUCGGACUGCAGAUGGGGACAAACAAGUGUGCUAGCCAAGCUGGUAUGAAUGCUUAUGGCACCAGGAGGCAUUUGUAUGAUCCAAAAGCUCAUAUUCUUCCACCUAUGGACAAUUCAACUAUCAGCUUACAAAUGGGAACCAACAAAGGGGCCAGCCAGGCUGGAAUGACUGCUCCAGGAACCCGGCGUGCCAUCUAUGACCAGAAGCUUGGCACUGACAAGUGUGAUAACUCAACAAUGUCUCUGCAGAUGGGCUAUGCCCAAGGAGCUAACCAAAGUGGACAAAACUUCGGAUUAGGCCGACAGAUCUAUAAUCCCAAAUACUGCCCCAAAAAUGAGGACGACAAGGAGGAGAAUGGGCAAGAAACUGAUGGUUGUAUUCAGGAAUACCAAGAUGAAGGAUACCAAGGUUACCAAGAAGAAGGACAAAAUUACUAGUGGAAUGGUUUCUUUUUUUUGGAUUUGCCUGCUCAGUUAUUGAACUUAAGUGCCUUACUUAGUCAUAUAUCAACCAUCCAUAAGAUGUAGUAAUGUGAUUUAAAUGUUUAAUGUCAGAAUGUGUGUAAUUGCACAAUUCAGACCAAAGAGCUGCUUAGUCAGAUGCUAUACCAUACAGUAAGGCUGUGAAGUGCAUGGAAUUCAACAUCAUGGUGUUCUGAAGUGUGUGUGUGUGUGUGUGUGUGUGUGUGUGUGAGAGAAAUGGAUGGCUUUUAAUGGUCAUCUACUAAAGGUUGUGUCAGCGAUUGCAGGCCCAAACAUAAAUGAUCACAUUAAUCUAAUCUUUCCUCACGAUCCGCUAGCUGCCCGCCCCAUAAGCAGGCUGUCAAAAAAAAAUGUGUCUCUUUAGGCAGCCGAGGCUCGGAGAUCUGUACACAAAAACAGUAGACCGCAACAGUGCUACCACUACCAACCACUCAAAACCAAAAUGAAUAGUGUUCCAACCAGUCACCGACGAGAUGCCCGUUUAGGAGAGUUUCGAUUUAGAGGGAGUAGCGAGCUAGCUAGCUCUAUUUUGUUUGAAUGUCAACAGAAGUGACAUUACCCUGCAAUCGCUGAUACAACCUUUAACUAUUGAAUUAUUAUGUGUAAGACGUUUUGUCCUAAAAACCUUUCCCGAUUAAUGUUACGUGUCUGCACAGGUCUUGUUUAGUGUCAGUAUUUUAAGCAUAAAGGAAGAUUUAAGUUUCCCCAGUGUACACAAAUAGCACUAAAUGUACUUAUAAAGGUAAAGUAAAUGUAGGAAAGAGAUUUUUAAUGUAAUUUGCAUCUAGACAUUCCAAGAUUAGUUACUUGAAAAGGGAUUUCUUUGGUAAUGAUUGAUUUAUUUUCACAGUGUUCAGGUACACCAGAUGCCAGUGUGUAUUAUUAUUAUUAUUAUUAUUAUUAUUAUUAUUAUCAUAUUUUUUGGUAGUUGUUGUCACGCCCGUUGUUGUGAAAUGCAAACAUAGUUUUAAUUGUUUGCAAAAUAUUACAAUAGAUGUCAAUAGGCAUAUUCAUUUAUUAAAUUUCCAUCAUAUGGGGUCAAUCUGUUUUAUAUUUUUCUUGAUGUUGUGGUAUGGAUAAGAAACACUAAUUGUACAUGGAUUGUAUCUUUUGCCAACAGACUUUUUACCUUUUGUGGUCUUUAUCAGUGUUGAAGCAGUAAACUGCAUGAAAAUAAAGCAACAAUUUGCCACUUUUAUCAGA